AUGUUCAUUUUAGUCCGUAGCGCGUCGCCAUACCGCCCUUAUCACCCUCCCGCGCCUUCCCAUUUGUCGUGCCUCCUUCUCCUCCCGUUCCUGGUGGUCGCGCGCCCAUUCUCGCCCAAAGCGCGCUCUGCCGUCCCCCCCCUUCCCCCGUCCCGUCGCGCGCGCAUUGCGCUCCCGCAGCCGUGCGCACUAAGCACCGUUCAGCAGCGCGCGCGCCUGCCCUUCCUUGCGGCGCGCCCUGCCCUUCCUCAAUCCGCCCCUUCCCUCACCCUCCUCCUCCUUCCCUCUCUCCUUUGUGCUUCCCCCCACUACCUCACCUCUUCCUCCUCCUAUUUUCUCUCCCCAUCUGCUGCGCCUCGCAGCUCCUUGUGGCGUGCCUUGCCCUUCCCACAAUCCGCCCCUUCACCCUCCUCCUCCUCUCCUCUCUCCCACUACUGUUUCCUCCUCCUCAUGGCGACCUCUCUCACCCUCCCCUCCCUCCCUCUGCUGGUCCUUCAGCUUGCGCCCGAUGGCAGUGCAGUCAACUUCCCCAGUUGGCUGAACUCUCUUGAGCGCACGCUGUUUGGCACCCUAGUGAGUGGCUUUAACCUCUGGUUUGUCACUCAGCAGAAUGGUUCUGGCACCAUUCCUACCUCUCCCUCUGCACCCACCUCUUCCUCCUCUGACCCCUAUGCUGAUGGCCUCCGUGCUGCCAUUGCUGAAACUGAGCGGCUUGUGGCCACGGCGCAAGCCACCGCCACGGGGUGCUCCUGA
Molecule: messenger RNA, 753 nt
Organism: Closterium sp. Naga37s-1
Lineage: Eukaryota; Viridiplantae; Streptophyta; Zygnematophyceae; Desmidiales; Closteriaceae
Source: the annotation of a GenBank genome assembly